Molecule: messenger RNA, 1134 nt
Organism: Coffea eugenioides
Lineage: Eukaryota; Viridiplantae; Streptophyta; Magnoliopsida; Gentianales; Rubiaceae
Product: zinc finger BED domain-containing protein RICESLEEPER 2-like
Exons: 1
Coding region: 1-1134 (377 amino acids)
Molecular function (GO): DNA binding
Source: RefSeq, a predicted model, not a curated record
AUGGAUACGUCCAACCAAGAGCAAUCUUCACCAAUUAUUAGAUCAGUUGGUGAUUCCGCUAGUCCAGUGAAUAUCAUUGACAAGGGUAUUGCUGUUAACAUUGACGAAGAGCUGGAAUUCUCUCUUGGUGAUGAAGAAUUAGGGAGUGAAGAUGAAGCAUUAGAAGGUGAUACACAUGCAACCACUCAAACAAUUGUAGAAGAAGCUGCUGCGGAUGAUGGCUUGGAUGCUUUUCGAAAAAAAAAGAGGCAGAAAAAAUCAGUAGCAUGGGAUGACUUUAAAGAUGUUGAAGUUGGCCAUCAAAAAACUCUCAUGUCUGAGUGUAUUCAUUGCCAUGCAAAGUUCAAGAAGACGAAAACUAGUACAACUUCAAGUUUGCUAAGGCAUAGGAAGUCAUGUGCUAUCCGAUUGCAAAAACUAAAAAAAGCAACACAACAAACAAAGAUCAAUUUCCCAUCUGCUGAUUCUGCCGAAGCUUCUCAAACCUACCUUCACUCCGGGACGUUUGAUAUGGCAGCCAUGAGAGAGGCUACUGCUGAAUGGGUGCUUAUGCAUGAGCAUCCAUUUUCAAUUGUGGAGGAAGAAGGCUUCAAUUUGAUGCCAAAAAGAGGGAUGCCCGAAUGGCAAAGAAUCAAUCGGACUAUGAACAAAAAUGAUUGCACAUCAGUUUAUGAAAGAGAGAAGACAAAAUUGAAGAAUCAAUUAAAGAAAGUCAAGAAAAUCAGCUUGACUACAAAUCUUUGGAAGUCCAAGAACCAAAAAAAUGAGUAUAUGGUUGUAACCGGGCAUUGGAUUGAUAGUAACUGGAGAUUGCAGAAACGGGUUCUCAACUUUGUGCACAUCCCUCCUCCACGUCGGGGCAUCCAAAUUGCGGAUGUUAUUUUCAAAUGUUUAACGGAUUGGGGAAUUGAGAGUAAGAUUUAUACAAUCUCAGUCGAUAAUGCCUCAAAUAAUGACAGUGCACUGAGAUGUUUGAAGGACACUUUCUCCAGAAACAAGUGUCUAUUAGCAAAAGGAAAGUUAUUUCAUGUGAGAUGUUGUGCUCAUAUACUGAAUUUGAUGGUUCAAGACGGACUUAGUCGGAUCAAGGAAAUAGUUGACACAAUCAGGGACAGUGUGGAGUUUAUCAAUUAG